CAGUGUGACCUAGGCCAGCCGCAAUGUGCACGAUGCAUCAAACGCAAAGUCGAAUGCUCCUACGCAGGAGGCCUACGAGAACGAGAAUUCGUCUUCCGAGACCACAACGAGUUCGCCCAGAGGAAAUCGGAAAUCGCCAGAGGGACUCGCAAGGCUUCCAGUCGCAGCCCUCCAAAGCCUGGACCGGCCCCAGAGGACAAUACCCCGUCGUCAGAUGAGUACCCUUGGCUCAACGAACUCGCCCGCUCUGAGAUACCGCCGUCUCUUUAUAACAGCCUGGAGCAGCGAGCUAUCGAUCGAUUUUUUCUCGACUGGGUGCUGUAUCCAUGUAAUCGAGGCUCUUCGCCAGGCUAUAUGAAGGAGCUGCCGAGACUGUAUGAGAGUGCAGAUGAGGACUGCGUCUUGCGACGUGCAGUUGAGGCCAUGGCGUUUGCAGCGCAGAAGGACCGGAAGGGGAGUGAUGGUGUCAUCUUCUCGACCAAAGCGCAGAACCAGUAUGGAGCUGCCUUGGCUAGGAUGCAGACCAAGAUCACGUCUGGCGAAGGCGGGUUCGCUGACGAUGGGACGCUCGCGGGGCUGUUGCUGAUUGAGAAUUUUGAGAUGAUGUAUCUCGCUCGCAGCGGCUAUGUCACUGCACAUCGCAGCGCCGUGAAGCACUUCAUCUCCAACAGAGGUACAGAGCCUCUCCACUUGAGGGAAAGCUACGGCAUCUGGCGAACGGCACACCACCGCCUGCAAGCAUACCAAAUCCUGAUCAGAGAGUCACCCGAAGCUCAACAAAUCGCAUGGGUCGAACGUCUGCAAAUCGAGCGUCCAGACCUAAGAAUCUCCUCCGACAUAAUGCGCAUGAACAUGCUCUGCGCCCAAGCCCGCACAACAUCAGCCCAAGACGACCCCAACACCAAAGACCAACUAAUCCAGUCGAUCUCCGACCUCCUCUCCAACAUCGACGACUGGACCAGCAAAAUCAACGGCAUCUGGCGCCCCAAACGCACCUCCAUCUACGACACUCUCGCGCAGGAAUUCCAAACGCUCCACCUCGCCGACAUCCUCGACCCUACCUCCGCCCAUCAAACCCCAACCACCGGCCAAGACGUCUGGCUGACCUACAUGUGGAACUUCCACUUCGCCUCGCAAAUCGCCCUCCGCGAAUCCCUCAUGGAACUCCUCGCCGACAGCGCCCGCACGCAGGACGCCGCGCGCAUCGAGUUCGAGCGCCAGGUCAUCCGCGUGCUCUCCGGGAAUAUCAUUGCGAGUUUCCCGUUUUUGCUGGCGUAUAGCGGGGACAGCGAUGCGUACGUACAGAUGCAGGGCAAGUCGGUGGCGAGGUUCUUUGUCGUGUUGUCGAUUUGGAAUUUGCAGAAUUCGAAGUGGACGCCGGGGGAGUAUAAGAAUGUUGCGAGGGAGGUGAGCGAGUUUGUCACUGAGGGGCAGAGGCUUGUUUGA
Zasmidium cellare ATCC 36951 is the source of this 1446-nucleotide messenger RNA. RefSeq lists its product as uncharacterized. The annotation marks the transcript as partial. Gene Ontology annotation, molecular function: zinc ion binding; DNA-binding transcription factor activity, RNA polymerase II-specific. NCBI's taxonomy places the organism in Eukaryota, Fungi, Ascomycota, Dothideomycetes, Mycosphaerellales, Mycosphaerellaceae. The transcript is spliced from 2 exons. The record is from RefSeq and is a predicted model, not a curated record. Gene Ontology annotation, biological process: regulation of DNA-templated transcription.